AUGUUGCCUCCAAAGUUUAAGGAUCCUGGCAGCUUUACACUUCCAGUCACAAUUGGGAGCCUAGCUGUGGGGAAGGCCUUACUUGAUUUGGGUGCUAGCAUCAACUUGAUGCCUCUUUCUAUGCUUAAGAAGAUUGGGGAGUUGGAAAUCAAGCCCACUCGAAUGACAUUGCAACUGGCGGAUAGGUCAAUCAAGUACCCUCACGGAGUAGUGGAGGAUGUGCUAGUUAAAGUUGACAAGUUCCUAUUCCCAGUGGACUUUGUUAUAAUGGAGAUGGAGGAGGAUGUUGAAGUUCCUCUCAUAUUGGGGAGGCCAUUUAUGAAGACUGCAAGAGUGCUAAUUGAUGUUGAUGAUGGCAAACUCACAGUGAGAGUUCAAGAUGAAGAAGUGAACUUUAAUGUCUUUGAAGCCAUGUCUCACCCAAAAGAUAUUGGAGGAUGCUUCAGAGUUGAUAUGCUUGAUGAAGUGCUCAUUGUUAAAAACAGAUAUGUCUAA
Molecule: messenger RNA, 495 nt
Organism: Vigna unguiculata (cowpea)
Lineage: Eukaryota; Viridiplantae; Streptophyta; Magnoliopsida; Fabales; Fabaceae
Molecular function (GO): nucleic acid binding
Source: RefSeq, a predicted model, not a curated record